AUUUUAAAAGGAAGGAGGCGUGCGUAGAAAAAAGGAGGCGUAGAGCGUAUGUGAGGAGCUUUUUGGUAAUUAAAAACCGAACUUCUUUCUGAUCAAAACAUCACCCUAAAAAAACAAAAAAAAAAGAAAGAAAGUUGAACUUCUUCUAACUACCUAGCGCCAAAACUACCAUCGUUUUCAAUUUCGUACUUUUUCAGUUCGUAAGUGCCUUCAUCGUGAUUAGAAGAAAGCAAAACCAGAGUAAAAUAUGUCAGAUUCACAGUCUAAUUCAGAGAUUUUCAGUGUUCGAAUUGUCACCAUAGACUAUUACAUGGCACCGCCAAUUCCAUCCAUUGAUAUCUGUUACAGCAGUUUCCAUGGUGGAAAAGUGAAUGAGGUUCCGGUUAUAAGAGUUUAUGGUUCUACUCCUGCUGGCCAGAAAACUUGCUUGCACAUACAUGGAGCUUUACCUUAUUUGUAUGUGCCGUGUUCAGAUAUACCACUUCAACUAGACCAAGAAGGUGAUGCAUACACCUACAUGGUAGCUGCUUCUCUCGAGAAAGCAUUGAAGCUUAAAGGCAGUGCUGGUUCAACGAGACAACAUGUUCAUGGCUGCAGCCUUGUACGAGCAAGGAAAUUCUAUGGCUAUUACUCAUUUGACGAGUUGUUUGUAAAGAUAUACCUAUAUUAUCCUCAAGAUGUCUCCCGUGCAGCAAAUCUUCUCUUGACUGGUGCUGUUUUCGACAAAAUUUUACAACCUCACGAGUCACAUAUUCCCUUUAUUCUUCAGUUUAUGGUUGAUUACAACUUGUAUGGCAUGGGUCAUUUACACCUAUCAAAGAUGAGAUUCCGCCACCCCAUGCCAGAUUCUAUUCAUAAGAAAUUUGACAUCAAUAGCCAACACAGAAAGGCAGAUCUGGGUGCUGAUGGAUGUUUGGAGUCAAAACUGUGGAUGUCUUCCAUGAUCUCAUCCGAUUGGAUGUGGUCAUUCCCUAGUGAAUUUGGGGCUUCAUCAAAUGAUAAGGCUCACUGCCCUAAGCGUCAAAGCAUCUGCGAGCUUGAAGGAGAUACUUCUUUAGAAGAUAUUCUUAAUCAGCAGCUUAAAAUGUUUUCAUCUCUCUCACAAUGCUCAAAUGUCAACAUGGUUCAGUCACUUGUACCAAUAUGGGAGGAACAGCGGAAACGGACUGGGAUUCAUGAGGCUACUAUGCCUUCAGAUCCUGGUAAACCACUAUCAGAAGAUGUCAUGAAACUUCUCUCUGCCGGUCUUGACUUUAAAAAAAAACUUAUUGAAUUCUGCACUGAAGCUGAGACCACUUUAUUUUGCACUCCUUUUGAGAAGGAACCCAGAGAAACUGACAUAAUAGGCUCAGCAACACCACCAUCUUCAUUGUGUGAAAAUACCAAAUUGCUUGAGGAAGGGACUGACACUAGGCUCAAACUGAUGAAAAUUGGUGAAAUGCAAUCAGCUGAAAAGAUUGGAAUGUUGGACAUAAAGGAUGCUGAUAUGGAAGCACAAAAUCUUCUCAAGUGGCUUGCAACUUCUCAAGCUGCAGAGGAUAUAGACUCUGAUGAUGAACUUGCUUGUGAGACAAUUUUGAGUCCCUUGCUACCUGCUGCAACAAUUGAUAAGAUGCUGGAGAAAGCGAAUAUGGCUUAUGAGAGUGAGUCCCAGCAGGAGUGUCAGGAUAUUCUAGAUUCAAUUGAUGGUAUGUUUGAGUUAGACCUACCAAAGGAAAAGCCUUAUCGUUCCUUUGAUCACAAUUCUCCCGUUAGAGCUUCCCCAGACAGUAUGAUACCUCAAGUUGAUGGUUCUAACGAUGAUGAAUUCUCAAGUCCAUAUGCUUGUUUGGCUGGAACCUCUUCUGCAGUCGAGAUAAACAGUGAACAUGAAGGACCUUCUGAGUGCCAUUUACUGCACAAUACUGACACAAGUGCAGUUUCCACAGCUAAAAAGAUUAGAAAAUGGGGAUCGUUGCCUUUCUCCAUGACCGGCAAGGUUAAUAACGAUGGAGAGCGUCCUACUUCACAAGUGACUCCUCUGUUUGAAAGUGCCGGAGAUUCUGCUCUCUCCGAUUACUUAACCAUAAAUGAAGUUAAAAACAAUACUUGUAUUCGAAGAAAUGAUGGCGAAGGCGCUUCAGAUUCAAAAGAAGUACAUGGAUUGGUUAGCUGCUCGUUACGGGACUUGAUGAGGCGAAAGCGAUCCCAUCGAGUUGAACAUGAUGAACAUCAAUCUGGAACUGCAAAGAAGCUUAUUUUGGAUAGGCACGUGGGACCAAAUUCACGCCUUUGGCAAAAACAACUAGAUUUGGAAACAAUGCAAACCGAUGAAGAAGAAAUAGAACUCCAGAAAUAUUCUGAUCAUAAAGUGAGCAGUCACGAUAAUUUAAUCUGUGGGAAACAGUCACAUCCAUCUGGCAGUGAUAGUUUUUUGAAUUUGCCAAAAGAUGAAUGUUUUGGUCAACAUAAAAGGGGGUGUUUCGAAGCAAGUAUUGAUUCCAUGUACCAAUCUGGGGCUUGCAAGGAGGAAAACAGUAAGGAUGGAACAGCUUAUGCAAAACCAGUAGCUUCUGAUGCCUAUACCCCGAAUCACUCUUUGGACACUCAGUUGAGAACUGUUGAUAAUAAUAAAGUCAGAGCUCCUGAGAGGUGUCAGCGAACUAAUUCCGCUGCUUCAGGUAGUAGACAGAACUCAUUAAUUGAUGACGGAGUAUUGGGCAAAAAUAAAUUUUUCAUUCAUGAUUUCCUUAUGCGCACUGAAAUAGCCACUUGUGAUAAUUCUUCAGUUGACAAGAAUCUUGAAAGUAAUUUGUCCUUGCCAACCUUCUCUGAUACCCAUUUACAUUUGGAUGAGGAUGAUGAAAUGCCAGGGAAUGCUCUGGAUGUUUUUCUUCCUAAUUCUGCAAAGAAUUCCCAGAAACAGAUGGAACCUUGGAACAAGUGUGUUACUAAAACCCACAAGUUCUCUGGGACAAAGGGUGUUGCCACUUACUAUCAAAAUGAUGGCUCUCACCUAUACCUAUUAACACCUAAUAUUUUGCCUCCUUCUGCCAGUUCUGUGCAGAGAUGGCUAUUUUGUGAUGAGAGAGAACCUGAUGCAGAGGACCAGGAUGUACCUAAAUGCACUUCUGAACAUCCUCUUAGGCAUACUCCUGAUCAAAUGCAUCAAGAACCUGAUGUAGAGGACAAGGAUGUAUCUAAAUGUGCUUCUGGACCUCCUCUUAGGCCUGAGCUGUAUCAAGAUGCUGGCACAGAAAAGAAGCUUACAUGCAUUAGCGAAGGACAAACAGAAAGAAUAGAAGCAUGCAUAGAUGGCUCUCAAGAUAUUUCUCAGAUAUCAGGCCCUGAUGAGAAAUCAAGCUUUACCCCUCUAAGUCAAGUUGGUUUUCGGGACCCUGCAAGUGUUGGCCGUGGACAGCAAUUGACAUUACUUAGUAUAGAGGUUCUUGCAGAAUCUAGAGGAGACCUUUUACCUGAUCCCCAGUUUGAUGGCAUAAAUAUUGUAGCUCUGGGUUUUCAGAACGAUGGUGAUGCUAUUAUUGAAGUUCUAGUUCUUUUGCAUAGUAAAUAUUUUUCUUGUCAGAGAAGUCUUGAUGGACUAUCAGGCUGCAAAGUUUUGGUCUUCAAUGAUGAGAAGCAUUUGUUCAAAGAAUUUAUAAAGAUUGUGUCUUCAUCUGACCCAGAUAUAUUGAUGGGUUGGGAUAUUCAAGGGAGUUCUCUUGGUUUUCUAGCAGAAAGGGCUUCACAUCUUGGUUUGGGAUUGCUUAAUGAUUUGUCUCGCACUCCAUCUAAUUCUUCGAUUAAUUCACAAGACACCAAAAUUUCUGAAAAAGGUAUCUUGGAAAUGGACAUCCCUGAUACUCCUAGUCUAGAUUGUUGUGUGCAAGAAAGUUCAAUAAUUGAGGAUGAAUGGGGACGAACACAUGCUAGCGGAGUUCAUAUAGGUGGAAGAAUUGUUCUUAACGUGUGGAGAUUGAUUCGGGGAGAAGUUAAGCUGAAUUUGUAUUCAGUUGAAGCUGUUGCUGAAGCUGUAUUAAGGCGGAAAAUUCCUUCAAUUAACCACAAGGUGCUGACAAAAUGGUUUUCAAGUGGUCCAGGAAAAGCAAGAUAUCAGUGUAUCAAAUAUGUUGUGGAUAGAGCAAAGCUGAGCCUUGAGAUUAUAAACCAACUUGAUAUGGUGAAUCGAACAUCCGAACUUGCUCGUGUCUUUGGAAUAGAAUUUUUUUCUGUUCUCUCUCGAGGCUCACAAUACCGUGUUGAAUCCAUGUUUUUGAGGUUGGCCCAUACACAAAACUAUCUUGCUAUCUCGCCUGGAAAACAACAGGUUGCUUCUCAACCUGCCAUGGAAUGCCUGCCACUAGUUAUGGAACCAGAGUCAGGAUUUUAUUCAGACCCUGUUGUUGUACUUGACUUCCAGUCUUUAUAUCCUUCAAUGAUAAUUGGAUACAACCUUUGCUUUUGUACAUGUCUUGGCAAAGUUGCAGCGUCAAAGACUAACACACUUGGGGUUAGUCCAUUUUCACCAGAGCAGAAUGUUCUGCAGGAUUUAAAAGAUCAAAUCUUGCUCACUCCAAAUGGUGUCAUGUUUGUACCAUCCAAGGUUCAAAGAGGUGUACUUCCCCGCUUAUUGGAAGAAAUUUUAUCAACUAGAAUAAUGGUUAAACAAGCAAUGAAAAAGUUGUCUCCUUCAGAGCAAGUCCUUCAACGGAUAUUUAAUGCAAGACAGCUUGCUUUGAAGCUCAUAUCAAAUGUAACAUAUGGUUACACUGCUGCUGGAUUUAGUGGCCGCAUGCCUUGUGCAGAACUUGCAGACAGUAUCGUUCAAUGUGGACGCAGUACACUGGAAAAGGCUAUAUCAUUUGUAAAUCAACAUGAGAAGUGGAAUGCUAAAGUUAUAUAUGGAGACACUGAUAGUAUGUUUGUCCUCCUUAAAGGACGUACUGUCGAAGAGUCCUUCCAAAUUGGGAAUGAGAUUGCUUCUGCUGUCACUGCCAUGAAUCCUAAUCCUGUCACCUUGAAGAUGGAGAAAGUGUAUCAGCCAUGUUUCCUCAUUACUAAAAAGCGAUAUGUUGGAUACAGUUAUGAAAGCCCCAAUCAAAUUGAACCUGUUUUUGAUGCCAAAGGUAUUGAAACAGUACGCAGGGACACAUGUGGUGCAGUUGCAAAGAUAAUGGAGCAAUCUUUGAGGCUCUUUUUUGAGCACCAGAGUUUAUUAGAGGUGAAGACUUAUUUGCAACGUCAGUGGAAGAGGAUUCUUUCAGGCAGAGUCUCCCUUAAGGAUUUUAUCUUUGCAAAAGAGGUUCGCUUGGGUACCUAUAGUGCAAGGAUCUCAUCUCUUCCUCCUGCUGCAAUUGUGGCAACUAAGGCAAUGAGGGUUGAUCGUAGGGCUGAACCACGUUAUGCAGAGAGAAUACCUUAUGUUGUAAUCCAUGGAGAACCUGGAGCUCGCCUGGUUGAUAUGGUUGUUGAUCCGUUAGAAGUUUUGGCAAUUGAUUCUCCAUUCAGAAUAAAUUAUUUAUAUUACAUUAAUAAACAAAUAAUACCGGCUUUACAGCGAGUAUUUGGGCUUGUUGGUGCCGACCUGAACCAGUGGUUUGCAGAGAUGCCUCGUUCUAUAAGGGAAGCUUCUGUAAAGCAUGCAUUCACCUCAAACUUCCAACGAACCAGAAUUGAUUAUUACUAUCUCUCAAAACAUUGUGUACUCUGUGGUGGGUUGGUCCAAGCAUCGGCCCGUUUAUGUAAUCAAUGUUCUGAAAAUGAGGCGGCGGCUGCGACAGCGGUGAUUAGUAAGACUUCGAAGUUAGAGCAAGAGAUGCAACAUCUUGUAUCUAUAUGUCACCACUGUGGAGGCGGGGAUAGACUUCUCGAAAGUGGUGUGAAAUGCACGUCCAUUUCAUGCUUGGUGUUCUAUGAGAGGCGGAAAGUUCAAAAAGAGCUACUAGCUGCCACCCAUGUUGCUGCAGAUAAAGGCUUCUAUCCAAGAUGCAUGGUAGAAUGGUUUUAAAAGCAUGUCUUCCUUGUUAGUAAAAUAUUUUGGGAAUUGUUAAAUGUACCGUAACAAAUGAUAUUUUACCUCUGAUUUUCCAGUUUGAAAAAAAAUACCCUUACUUAUUUUCUUCUCCAUCACACUCCUAUCUUUCCGAUUUUCAUUUACCAUAUACAAGAUAUACCAUAAAUUUGAAGUUUAUAGUGUAUAUUUUGUACACUGUAAACUUAAAAUUUAUGGUUUAUAUUUUUUAACAAAGGGUAUACUUUUUCAAAAUAUAUAGGGGUACACUUCCAAUUGUUGGGUUACAGUUAAUAAUUCCCAAUAUUUUUUGCUCAAAAGUGAUAAAAAUAUCGUAGUUUUCUGUAUAUUCGAAGCCCUACGAUUAGGCUAGUGGAAAUAGGUUUGGAUACAUGAUGUUCCAAAAGUCCAAACUCAUUUUCACCAUUGUAAACAAUAAUCUAUACAUUCAGUUAUGUGAUUAUCAAUUAUCCAAGUGUAAUGCUAAGUAAGACUAGAACAAUUUCUUUUUUACAAUUUUCUUCCAUCAAUGUAUAUAGGGUGUACAUUCCGUGCAUUUUAUAUGUGAGAAACAUUAGAUUAUGCAACCAACAUUAC
Molecule: messenger RNA, 6586 nt
Organism: Cicer arietinum (chickpea)
Lineage: Eukaryota; Viridiplantae; Streptophyta; Magnoliopsida; Fabales; Fabaceae
Source: RefSeq, a predicted model, not a curated record